Messenger RNA from Scomber japonicus (chub mackerel), 3005 nucleotides. RefSeq names its product C-type lectin domain family 4 member M-like. The record is from RefSeq and is a predicted model, not a curated record. The transcript is spliced from 7 exons. Lineage: Eukaryota; Metazoa; Chordata; Actinopteri; Scombriformes; Scombridae. The coding region runs from base 128 to 1651 and encodes 507 amino acids.
CUGGAUUAGUACCCACCAUGUUUUAUGUGCUUGUUAUAACUUGGUGUGAGCAUCUGAAUGUCAACGCAGUUAUACUGAAACUUUCAUCUUCUCAGAUCCAAGGAAACACAUUGGGAUCAUUAUAAGAAUGGAUUCAAUGGAAAUCUAUGACGACAUAAAUGUAAAUGAAAAGAGUCUCUCAUUGAAAGGCCUCAUCACCUCAGAGUAUUCCCAAAGAAGAGCACAGCCAUCCAGAUGUGCUACUGUGUGUCUUGGGUUACUGUGUGCUAUCCUGUUGGCUGCUAAUAUGGGACAGAUUAUCUACUAUGAGAUAAUCACCCGUCCUGCGAUGGCAAACUCAAUGCAGGGAAAUUACAGUGUUCUGACUCAAGAGAAGGACCAGCUCCAAACUGAUAACAGCAACCUGACCACAGAGAGAGACCGACUGCAGAGCAAUUAUGAUUCUUUAACUGCAGAAGAAAAAGAGUUAGAGGCCAGACUUAGUAACCUGACUAAAGACAGGGACCAGUUGCAGACCAGUUAUGAUUCUCUGGCUAAAGAGAGAGAACAGCUUCUCACCAAUAAGACAUCUCUAACUAUUGAAAGAGAUGAGCUCAAGGCCAGUUUCAACAAUGUGAAAAAUGAGAGAGACCAGAUACAAGCAAGUUACAACACCUUAAAACAAAGCAGUGAACAAUUAAACACAAGCUAUGAUGCAAUUCAGAGGAAUCAUGAGGAUCUGCAGACCAAAUACGAUAAUCUGACAUCAAAUAAAGACCAGCUAGAGACCAAUUACAGUAUCCUGCAAAAAGAAAAAGAUGCAUUAAAGACCUCUUUGAGUACACUGACAGCAAACAGAGAUCAUUUACAGAGCAACUUAUCUUUAGUGAAUAGAUCCAUGGACCAGUUGCAGACCAGUUAUAAUUCUUUGGCUAAAGAGAGAGAAGAGCUUUUAACCAGUAAAGCAGCUUUGACUUCUGAAAGAGGUCAGCUCAAAGCUCGUUUCAACAAUCUGAAAAACGAGAGGGACCAGUUGCAGAGUAAUUACUCUUCACUGGAGAUGGAAAAGGACCAGUUGGAAAGAAACUACAGUACACUCAGUUUAAAGAGCACUCUACUUGAGAUCAGCUACAGUUCAUUAUGGAAAGACAAAAACCAAUUGCAAAGCAGUUAUAAUACUCUACAGAGGGAAAAGGUUCAAUUACAGACCAAUUAUAGCAUCUUGGCAACAGGUAGAGAUCAGCUUCAGAAGGAUAUUGACAAGAUGACUCUCAAACUAAGAGCAAGCAUGGUCUGUCAGUCAGGCUGGAGGAAGUUUGACACCAGCUGUUACUUUAUUUCAAGCCUGAAGAAAAACUGGGCUGAAAGCAGACGAUACUGCAAGACCUUGGGAGCAGAUCUGGUUGUCAUAGACAGCAGGAGUGAACAGGCAUUCAUCAGUGGGCUACUGAAACCAGACCAAAAUGCCUGGAUUGGUCUGACUGAUAGUCAAACAGAGGGGACCUGGAUGUGGGUGGACGGGACCCCAAUCACCACAACGUAUUGGCAACGUGGGCAACCCAACAACUCCAUGAAUCAGGACUGUGGAGAAAUUGUGUACAAAACUGGAGAAAUGGGAGAAUGGAACGAUGACGGCUGUUUUGCUGGUCAGACGUUUAUCUGUGAGAAAUAAGAUCACAAUGAUUUAAGGAUGGACUGUGGUUCUAAAGUCUAUCUUCAAAGAAAAAGUCUGAUGAUAUUCAAUAUUUUUCUUAUUGAAUUGACCCUAUUUACAAGUAUCGUCUGGUUUUAAGCAUGCUGCAAACCUUUUCAUGUGCUUUUAGACGCUUUAUUACUGAAGGUGUAUGAAACCCAUGAAACUCAUAGUCAUAUAUUCUGUCAUUGUGUGAUUUAUGGGUGAAAUUAUAGUGAAAAUAAAGUAUUCCUCUAUCAAGGACUCCUGGGCGGUCCCUGGACCCCACUUUGAGAACCACUGAUUUAGCCAAUUGUGAAUAUUAGAGGUCUUAUCCUUCAAUACUGUUAAAUGGUUAGUUCACCCAAAACACAUAGUGCAUACCUCCAGUUGUAUACAGCCAUGCAGAUCGUUUUGGAUUUAUGUACACAGGUGGGAUUUCUGCCUCCACUCCAACAUGAUGAAGAAGAACUACAUUUGUAUUAAUGGUGUCAGUAUUGAAGCAUGGCAAGUGUGUUUCCAAAAUCAAUGUCCCUGUUAUUCUGGCUAAUAUUCACAGAAAGAUUUGUUCAAGUUUUAAUUUCUCUUCUCUGUCUUCUUUGACAGAAAACAGCUGACAGUAUGUUUUGUGUAUUUUGUUUUAGAUUAUUCAGAUUAACAGAGACUUUUUUGUGCCCAUAUUUAUCUUAUUUUUUGAGUGACCUAACCCUUUAAUAGUUACAAUACAUGGCAGGAAAAGUAUCCAUGAGCAGUGCAGCCAUUCCUCUUUUUUAUAAGGUUACAUUAAAAUGAUUGCUUUUUUUUUUUAGUUUGCAACAAGAAAUGUAGUUAUUUAUUGUUUUUUGCUUUUGUGAUUUCUGAAAAAUAAACAUUGAUGUACAUUGUUGAUAUUUUUAAAUGAGCAGAUGAUUAGUGUUUAUAAAAAUAGAUUUUACUGCCUGUUUUGAUCCUCUUUUUUCCUCUUGGAAUAGAUAUGUAUACAAAUUUCCAUCUGUGUGAUUAAUUAAUAAGCAUGAAAAUGAAUGUAUACUACAAAUAAUGCAUGUCACAAAACACAUCAGUGUAAGAUUAGCAUAUUCUAUUAAUUAUUUACUAUACUCUGUAUUGAUUACAUGAUUCUGGUGAAAUGUUCUUCCUGGCAUAGACUCAUUUCCAUCUCUUUUUUUUCCUAAGGAAAUUUUAUGUUUGUGUUUGAGGUGUGUGUGUAAUUAGCUGGCAUGGUCUAAUUAAUUAUUUAUUGAGGGAAACAUUAUUUUUCUUCCAUGGGGACUUAAAUGGCAACUUAGGAAUUCAGUCAUAACAACUGACAAAGAUUUCUCAUAUAAUAUUGAAAUAAAAGCAUUAUGAAUGUGUA